UUACUAGAGGGACUCUAAUUUCUGUUGCAAGUGAGCGCCACCUAUAAGUACUAAGUAUGAUUGUGCAAUGUAUACCUACAUCGGUGAAUUGUCAGCCUAAAAAAUGUUUGAAAAUUAUAAUAGCUUUAUAACUCAUGAGACAAAUUGUGCAUUUUUUAACGAAAAACCAUAAUAAAUUCGCAUAGUUCUUUGUGUCGAUACUGUUGGCAGAAUAUUACAUGCUCCAAAUAUGGAAACUAGUGUAAACCAGUGUAAACACUUGUGAUUGUGCAGUUCAACAGAAUAGAGUUUCACAACUCUAUUUGUAAAUGAAGAUUCUUCUUCUGAUUGAUUGUGAUCAAUAAUCUCAAGUAUUUCUUAAGAAAUCUGUCUAAUAAUCUUAUCCGAUAUAUGUUGUAACUCUUCUAAUGUCAUUUAUACGUAUCUCCUGUGAUAUCACAAAAUUAUUGUUUUAUUUACUUCUAUAUAUAUUUUUGGUAUAUAUUUAAUGGAUUUUUAUUAUUACGCUGUUUGUCAUACAAAUUUGUCUUGUUUGCACUUGUAAAAGACACUUGAACUAAUUUGUUUAAAUAGCAAUUGUUCUUUGAUGUACCUCAAGGCACUUUUAUAUUUAUUUCUUUGUUUGAAUUAUAUUCCUUAUAAUGUAAAUGCUGCAUGGUAUUUACAAAUCAGUUUUUGAAUUUAGUUAUUUUAUUUUACUAUAAUAUUAUAUCUUGAUUAUAUCCAAGAUAAACUUUAUACAUGUAGUUUUCUCGACACAAGUGUAGAUAGUGUAAAUCUACUUUGAAUCUUAUAUUUUAUAUGUAAUGAUUAAUACAUAAACAUUAAAAUGGAAGCUAUUGAAACACAAUCAUUUUAUGGAGACACACUUGCUGUCUGGAGGUCCAAAAUCUUUCAAGAGCUACAGCAUGGAAUUUUACUGUCUGUAAAAGAACCUCAUAAAAUGCCACAACGUAUUAUGGGUCCAACACAAUUUUGGGCUGAAUUCCAUAAGCAAGCUGAGGCCUUAGCUGUUGCAAGACAACAUGACAAUUCUAACGAUGUUCUUGGUACAUUUGUUUAUCAGAAUGAAAAUGGUCACCGUAUAUUUGUUGUGGCACAUCCAGAGGUUUAUUGGUGGUACUAUUCGCAGAAGUCACCAGAGUGUAGAUGCUCGUAUGAGGUUAUUCCUGAUGGUGCACCUGUAAAGUUAUACUUUGACUUGGAAUUUUUAAUUGAUCAAAAUCCUAAUCAUAAUGGACACAGGAUGACUAAGACGAUAACUGAAAUAUUUUGUGCAUAUCUUACUAAACUGUGGGGUUGUCCAUGCAAUGAGAGCAAUGUACUAAGUCUGGACUCGACCACAAGAGAGAAGUUUAGUAGACACCUUAUAUUUUGCAUCAAAGAAGUUGCUUUCAAGAACAAUAUUCAAGCUGGAAAAUUUGUAAAAAGUGUUUGCAAGGACAUUACCAAUUAUGUAGACUCAGGUUUUAAAGGAUCAGAUGUUCUUGAUUUUUUCGAUAGAAAAAACCUGAAGGAAUUAUUUAUUAAAACAUCUGAGAACAGAAAAUUAUUUAUUGACACAUCUGUAUAUUCAAGAAAUAGACACUUUAGGAUAUAUAAAUCUACGAAAUGGGGCAAACAGUCACAUCUUGUACUCUCGCCUCAUUCAAAAUAUAUAUCUGCUGAAGAGUGCAAGGAUAAGGAUCUUGGAAUAUUUUUGGAUUCACUUAUAUCUUACUUUCCUACCAAAACGAACCUCAUCUUGUUGGAACUCGAUGAAAAAAAUGUAACUGACAUUGAAAUGUACAUUAAAAGAUCAAGUCAAUUGACUCCACCACAAGAGAGUACAGUCAAAUCAAAAUAUCCAUGCGUUGAUAAGUUCAUUUCAAAUAUUGUAAAACCUGGAAGAAUUCGACUGUCCACUUAUUUCGAAAGCACAAAAAAAAUUUCCUACGAAAUUAUAGGAAAUAGAUAUUGUGAUAACAUAGGACGACCUCACAAAAGCAAUAACAUCUAUUUGAUUGUCGAUUUGCAUAAAAAGUUGUGGUACCAAAAAUGUCAUGACGAAGACUGCACAGGUUUCAUGUCAAAGCCAAAAAAGUUACCGGAAGAAAUUGCAUUUCAAUUGGAAGACGAAAGUGAUGAAAUUCUUUCUUCCAUUGAUAACUUUGACUUGCCUUUCACUAAUGAAUAGGAAGAAGAGGACAGUGUAGACGCAGAAUUGAUCAAGAUGCAACUAUGUUAGAGUAACAUUCUCAUUAAUUAUUAAUUUUAUUAGCCCUCUGCAUGCCUGGUGAAAAAUGAUAACAUCGUAUACUUGGUGGAUCUGUCGAACUCGAAAGUAAGAGUAACUUUUUUCUCUCCCUUUGAAUAAUUGUCAUUCUCAAGUGGUAUCGAUAAUGGUAAAAUGCAGGCGUUGGACUUCGCAAAAUUAUUGCCAUAUAUAACUAUGGGCGGAUCUAACAGAUCUCACUAGGCACGCAAAGGAUUAAUACAAUAUGAAGAGAGUGUAAGUAAAAUAUUAAGACACCGUUUUUUUAUUUAGCAUGAUGUUUUCAUUAUUGUACAUAUCCAAUUAUAUAAUUCAACAUUGACAAUGAGAUGUGUAAUAUUUUAUUUACAAUAUACUAAAUUGGCAAAAUCAGUCUGUUUUAAACUGCCAUUGCACCGAAUCAUCGUCAAAUCCUUGAUUAACUGUCUAUGACUGUUUCAAUUCAAAAUUGUAAAAAAUUUAAUGGUGAACGUUCGCUGCACAUUUUAAAAGUUAAAAAUAAUUUUCAAUUCUAACGGCAACGAAUUCGCUCGUAUUGUACAUUGCAUUAGUGAAGCCAUUCGAUCAUAUUAAAUUCGGUGGAAAAUCAUUUGUUUGCUAUAUAAAUUAUAGACUAUGUUGACUAUAUUACAAAUAUGAUUAUAUUUUUUAUUUACUCGUUUGAAUCUAUGUUACGUCUUUGAUUUGCGUUCAGGAAAUAUUUUUGAAUUAAUAGGACUAAUCUUUUGUAAUAGAUACACUGAAAUUUUGCAGUAAUAUAGAUAAAAUGAAUAAAAUCCAAAGAUGUUUAGUUUA
Messenger RNA from Cephus cinctus (wheat stem sawfly), 3049 nucleotides. Its product is annotated as DNA-directed primase/polymerase protein-like. Gene Ontology annotation, molecular function: DNA-directed DNA polymerase activity; chromatin binding. NCBI's taxonomy places the organism in Eukaryota, Metazoa, Arthropoda, Insecta, Hymenoptera, Cephidae. The record is from RefSeq and is a predicted model, not a curated record. The transcript has 3 exons. Gene Ontology annotation, cellular component: nucleus; mitochondrial matrix. The coding region runs from base 830 to 2176 and encodes 448 amino acids. Gene Ontology annotation, biological process: mitochondrial DNA replication; replication fork processing; response to UV.